Molecule: messenger RNA, 786 nt
Organism: Chionomys nivalis (European snow vole)
Lineage: Eukaryota; Metazoa; Chordata; Mammalia; Rodentia; Cricetidae
Product: zinc finger protein 120-like
Exons: 3
Biological process (GO): regulation of transcription by RNA polymerase II
Cellular component (GO): nucleus
Molecular function (GO): DNA-binding transcription activator activity, RNA polymerase II-specific; RNA polymerase II cis-regulatory region sequence-specific DNA binding
Source: RefSeq, a predicted model, not a curated record
CCCUAUGAAUGUAAUCAGUGUGGUAAGGCCUUUGCACAUCACUGUGAACUUCAAUUGCAUAAAAGAACACAUUCUGGAGAGAAACCUUAUGAAUGCAAUCAGUGUGGUAAGGCCUUUGCUCAACGUGGUAAUCUUCAAACACAUAAAAGAACACAUACUGGAGAGAAACCCUAUGAAUGUAAUCAGUGUGGUAAGGCCUUUGCUUACAACUGUGCUCUUCAAAAUCAUAAAAGAACACAUACUGGAGAGAAACCCUAUGAAUGUCAUCAAUGUGGUAAAUAUUUUGCACGUCAGGAUCAUCUUCAAUUGCAUAAAAGAACACAUACUGGAGAGAAACCUUAUGAAUGUAAUCAGUGUGGUAAGGCCUUUUCUCAACACAGUAGUCUUCAAACCCAUAAAAGAACACAUACUGGAGAGAAACCUUAUGAAUGUAAUCAGUGUGGUAAGGCCUUUUCUCAAUGCAGUAAUCUUCAAAUGCAUAAAAGAACACAUACUGAAAAGAAACCCUAUGAAUGUAAUCAGUGUGGUAAGACCUUUGAUCAACACAGUCACCUUCAAACACAUAAAACAGAACAUACUGGAGAAAAACCCUAUGAAUGUGAUGAAUGUUUGGUUUUCCUGGGUUCCUCAACCCCUCCAGAUGCUACAUUUUUUACCCCUUACUUUCAGAGGAUUCCAAGAACUCAAGUUGUAUUUGGUUCUACCCUAAUUCUGGAAGCCAUCAAGUUCUGGUUCCUGGCCAUCCUGCAGUAUCAGCCGUUGGCUUCAUCUCAUAGCUUGGACUAA